Molecule: messenger RNA, 2112 nt
Organism: Cuscuta epithymum
Lineage: Eukaryota; Viridiplantae; Streptophyta; Magnoliopsida; Solanales; Convolvulaceae
Source: the annotation of a GenBank genome assembly
CCGGUAACAUUUCUGUUCGGUCUUUCUGUACUUUUGCCCACCCCUACCAAAACCCAAGGCAACAAGAAGAAAUCCUUCGUCCGUUCUUCUACCUAAACUCGCCAGGGUUGCAGCGAACGCAGAUCGAAGAAGGAAAACGUUCCGGCUGAUCGCAUAGCGCCUGCGAGGCGGCGCCCACUCUCUAUCCGCCAGUCCACCGUAUCUCCCCGCCUGCAUCUGCCCGAGUGCUUGUCUGCCCGCCUUCGCGGCUGCGCCACUGCCAGUCGUCGGUCUCAGACUCUCUGGUCUGCCAGCCGUACUUCCGUGGACAGAUUUUUCAAUUAGAAAGACCAAUCCACCAACCAUUAUAGAGAAGUAAAAGAAACAGUAUGAACAACUAAAAGUAAGCCCUACCUGCAAGCGCAAGACUGUGAUAAGCUCCAGCCGCAGUACCUACAAUCUUAACGGUGGUAGAGCCAAACUCAAUUCUGACUGGAAACAUUUGGUCAAACUCUGAUCCGGUGCUGAGAAGAUAUGAAGAGGAGAAAACCAGAAGGAGCAUCACCUUCUCAGCCUCUGGUGGAUGCUGAAAGUGUAGUCCUCAAUUUGAUCAAAAGUAAGAAAACUGUUGGAAUGUGGUUGGCUGACGUGAAGAAAGAAUCAAAGCUUCCACCAACUGUGGUUGACAAAUCCCUGGCUUCACUCGUGAAGAAGAACCUCAUAAAACCGGUCAAGAACAUACAAAACAAAUCUAGAAAGACCUUUAUAGCUGCUGAGUUUGAACCUUCAGCAGAACUCACCGGCGGUGCGUGGUACACUGAUGGCAAUCUCAACAAAGAACUCAUUAGUAUGCUCAAAGGCGCAUGUGAAAGGGUCAUAAAGAAUUUUAAAGUCAUUACGGCUGAAGGUAUAUUUGAUUUUCUGAGCCAGAAGAAAGUACUUAACCAGUGCACGAGCGAACAGAUUGGCGAAAUCCUGAGGUCUCUUGUUUUGGAUAAUGCAAUCAUAGAGGUGAAGAGCACUGGGAUGGGAGAAUAUCAUUCUAUACCACUCGGGGCAGUUUGUUAUCGAACAGCAAGUGGUGCUGCCGGGGUGGACUCCAAGACAGUUAGCGCAAUGACUUUGAUACCUUGUGGGGUUUGUCUGAGGAUUAAUGACUGUACGCCUGAUGGAAUCAUCUCCCCAAGUAAUUGUGUCUACUUCUCCAAAUGGUUGGAUUUUUGAAUUCUAAGCCUUUUCUGCAUUAGUAGUAAGGUUUAUAGUCAUUCAACCAAUGGUAUUUUUAGGCUACUAUGAGAUGCUGCAUUCUCCUUUGUGGGUUUCACCUGGAAGUCAUCUGGGGUUCUUCUACUGCUAUUAAUCUGCAGAUAUCUGUUUUUCGUGUCGGUUUUUAAUCUUUAUAAAAUGGAUUUAUAGCUAUUCUUUGUCCAGUUUUGAGUUGGGAUAAGUUGUCACCAUAAUACUACUUUGGAUAUGUGUUCUAGGGAUGAACCUGGUUCUAGUCCGUUCCAGGCUUCCAGCUCUGGAUCCAAAAGCAGUACAUCAAUUUACCUCGUUCUGGAAUAUGGAUCUUUAGCCUAUUUUCUUUAUUAAAAAGAUACAGUAUGGAGACAAAUGCAGCUCUGGAUCCAAAAGCAGUACAUCUAUUUUUUAAAGUACCAGUAGAAUCAGAAUCAGUUUUCAGAAUUCUCCCCCAGCUUCUAAAAAGUGAUUUUAAGAGUAAAUUAGAGCACCAGAAGUACUUCUGCACUUUCAUCCAAACACUCCAACUUCUGCUUCUGCUCUCUGACGGAGCAGAAGCAGUUUUAAGAAUCAAGUCCAAACACCCCUUUAAACUUUCUGGUCUCAUCUGGUUUGAUAGAUGCAUGUUCUAUUUAUACAUUACAACAUUUGAAGUAUGAUUUGGUAUGCUUAAGUCUAGUUUGUUCUGUUCUGAUUUGAAGUUUGAAACCAGUUCAAUUAAAAACAUCCUUAGUGAUAUUGUUGAAGUACAAAGUUUAGUUUGGCAUUUGGCAAUACCACAAUUGCUCAAUUUUUAGUGGGUACUCGUAGUAGAAAAUUGAGUGAUUGUAAUGAUGUCAUUUUAGCUCAUGUACAACUAUUCCUAAUGGUGACAUAACAAUUAUCAUCAUU